CCCCGAUCUAUAAACAAUUAACAAAAGCUAGUCUGUCAACAUGGCGGCCAAUAUUUUAAAGGGCCACCCCUCUCUUUCUUCACCUUCUCCCCCAUUUCUUCUCAUUCUCACAUCACCAACCUAACCCUCUCUCUCUUUCUCUAUCACCCUCCCUACUCUUCUUCUUCUUCCCUUUAAUCAUCAUCUCCGCCGGCAAGGGUGGUCAAGACUCAAGACUCAUCCCACCAGAAGAUUAGCAGCUUUAUUUGGUUCUUGGACACCCCAUAUUACAAAUAAAUUAAUGGACGGCAAGUUCAACACCAACCCAUUAAUCACUAAGCAAGAAGAGAACGACAAUACAGAAAGUGGUCCUGACUCACCUCCUUUUAACUUGCUCAACGACAUGAAGACUUCUACUUCCUCCCUGAAAAGAUGCAAACGGGCGAUUCAAAAGAGAGUAAUCUCGGUGCCAAUCAAGGACGUAGAAGGGUCACGGCUCAAAGGUGAGACUGCCCCUCCACCAUCUGAUUCUUGGGCUUGGAGAAAGUAUGGCCAGAAACCCAUCAAGGGCUCCCCUUACCCCAGAGGAUACUACAGGUGUAGCAGUUCAAAGGGCUGCCCUGCCAGAAAACAGGUAGAGAGGAGCCGUGUGGACCCUUCAAUGCUAGUGGUCACCUACUCUUGCGAACACAACCACCCUUGGCCACCUCCUUCAAAGACCCAGCACCAUCACCACCACCAAGGUAACGCCUCCACCAAACUCAACACAGUCAAGUCCGAAAUCUCCACACCCACCCAACCUGAAAACCCAGAACCCGAACCUGAACCUGAACCUGAGGAAAAGUUCACUGAUCUUGGAGAUGACUCACUUAUUAGUAGAGAUGAGUUUAGCUGGUUUGGAGAAAUGGAAACCACCUCUUCCACCAUCCUCGAGAGCCCCAUUUUUGCGGAUGAGAGGAGCACGGCGGAGGCUGACGCGGCGAUGUUUUUCCCUAUGAGAGAAGAGGAUGAAUCUCUGUUCGCCGAUCUGGGUGAGCUGCCGGAAUGCUCGGCUGUGUUCAGGCACCACCGUGGAGUGGGCCCACAGGUCCAGAUCUGCUGACACUUUACAUUGUCAUCACGCGGGUUAUAAAAUUCAUAGGUGGGCGUAUAAUGCACCACAAGAUAACAAAAUAGAAAUUAAUUUUCUUCUUCUUCUUCUUCUUCAUCUUCUCCUAAUUUACUACUCUGUUUUUCUUUUCUUGUUAAUUUAAUUCUUGUUUUUAGUUUCCAUUUUCCUUGAUUUCAGUGUAGUAAGUGAAUAAAAGUCCAAUUCUGAA
This is a messenger RNA of Hevea brasiliensis (rubber tree), 1298 nucleotides long. RefSeq names its product probable WRKY transcription factor 65. The coding region runs from base 281 to 1081 and encodes 266 amino acids. The transcript is spliced from 3 exons. NCBI's taxonomy places the organism in Eukaryota, Viridiplantae, Streptophyta, Magnoliopsida, Malpighiales, Euphorbiaceae. Gene Ontology annotation, molecular function: transcription cis-regulatory region binding; DNA-binding transcription factor activity. Gene Ontology annotation, biological process: regulation of DNA-templated transcription. Gene Ontology annotation, cellular component: nucleus. The record is from RefSeq and is a predicted model, not a curated record.